Molecule: messenger RNA, 1526 nt
Organism: Haliaeetus leucocephalus (bald eagle)
Lineage: Eukaryota; Metazoa; Chordata; Aves; Accipitriformes; Accipitridae
Gene: SMUG1
Product: single-strand-selective monofunctional uracil-DNA glycosylase 1
Exons: 2
Coding region: 18-881 (287 amino acids)
Biological process (GO): base-excision repair
Molecular function (GO): oxidized pyrimidine nucleobase lesion DNA N-glycosylase activity; single-strand selective uracil DNA N-glycosylase activity
Source: RefSeq, a predicted model, not a curated record
CACCAGGCGAUGGCAGCAUGGAGGAGAGCGCGGCCGAGACUGUGGGGACGGCAACAGAGCCGGUGACAGGGACGGUGCCGGUGGCAGAAGAGGAGGAGGAGGAGGAUGACAACGACGACCUGGCAGGGCGGUUCCUGCAGCUGGAGCGGGAGCAGAGCGCACUGCUGCAGGCGCUGCCGCCCUUUGGGGAGCCCGUCAGCCACGUCUACCACCCCCUUGACUAUGCCUGGGAGCCCCACUGCGACUUCGUGCGCCGCUACUGCCGCACCCCCAAACGCGUCCUCUUCCUCGGCAUGAACCCCGGCCCCUUCGGCAUGGCCCAGACUGGGGUUCCCUUCGGAGAAGUCUGGCACGUACGGGAGUGGCUGCGGGUUGUCGGGGGGGUGAAGAAGCCGCCCUCGGAGCACCCCAAGCGCCCGGUGCUGGGCCUGACCUGCCGACGGGCAGAGGUGAGCGGUGCCCGCUUUUGGGGGCUGGUACGGACCCUCUGCCCUGACCCCCACCUCUUCUUCCGUCACUGCUUCGUCCACAACCACUGUCCCCUCCUCUUCCUCGCCUCCAGCGGUCGGAACUUGCCCCCCACCGAGCUGCCCCCCGCCCAACGUGACCUGUUGAUGGGGCUUUGCGACCGGGCGCUGACGCGAACCGUGGGGCUGCUGGGCGUGGGGCUGGUGGUGGGCGUGGGGCGUUACGCCGAGCGGCGGGCACGGCGCGCUUUGGCAGCUGCCGGCCUGACCGUUCGCGUUGAGGGGUUACCCCAUCCCUCGCCCCGAAAUCCCCGUGCCAACCGGGGGUGGGAGGAGCUGGCCAAGGCGCGACUGGGAGAACUGGGAGUGCUGGAGUUGUUGGAGGAGAAGGGGGGCACGGCGGCGGGGAGGUGAGGCGGAGGGUUUCGGGGGGGGGAGGUGGAUCUGUGCCUCAGUUUCUCCUGUGGAGGGCAAGGCUGGGGUUUGGGGGGGAGUGGGUAAUGGGUCUGUGCCUCAGUUUCCCCAGUUGGAAGCUCGUUUGGGGGACCUUCAGGAGGUGGAGGAUGGAUCCCUGCCUCAGUUUUCCCCCCACAGGACCAAGCUCGGGGUCUCAUUUUGAGGAAGAGGAUGGGUCUGCACCUCAGUUUCCCCACUGAGAGCAAAGCGGGGUCCCAUCGCACAGGGAUGGGGGAGAGAUCCAUCCCCCGCCCUGCCUCAUGCCUCAGUUUCCCCUUGCCGUGGGGCAGACCCCACCCCAAGGGCUAAUUCUGCUGCCAGCAGCCUCCAGUCUCCCCAGUUUAACACUAAAUGGGCUCUCAGGAAAGGUGAGGUGCCGCAUCCCAUGGGGUUGCUGGCUGUGACCCUGCCCCAUGCCUCAGUUUCCCCUGUGAGGCACCUGGGAGCCCCGGGCUUGAUCCCCACCAAGCUGUGGGGCUCUUCACCCUUUUAUUUCCCCUAAAAUUUCCCUUUUUGGGGUUUUGGGGGUUUUUUUAAGCUGUUUAACCCAAGGGGUCAGUGGCCCUGCUCACUCUUGGCAGGGAAAACUGAGACCUGGGUGCA